CAAGUCACACAACCCAAAGGUGCUUCUUCCUCUAUCGCCACCGCCCUCUCCCGCUCUCUCCUUCGCACUCGCAACUCGCACAAUCCUCUCCAGUCUCCACAGAGCUCAACAGCGCUCUUCUUUCCUUCUGACUCAGGCAAGCAAAACAUUCCCUUCAAUUUGAAUACACAAAAUCUAUUUCCCAUUUCUUCAGUUUUCAGUUUGCUUGACACCGAUCAUACACACACACACCAAGCUGUUCUUGCAAUGACCUCACUCCUCAGAAGAACAAAACCCAUCAAAGCCUUCCCAAACCCAGCACAAAUCCCUCACAAACUCGCUCAAACCCCAACACCAGCCCGACCCCACCAAAACCCAUGUCCCUCAAAGCUCCAAACCCUAAACCCUUCAAGGGUUUUACAGUUUGUCUCGUUUUCGACCCAAUCCUCCUCCAAAUUCCCCGAGUACGAAAUGCCUUCUGUCACCUGGGGUGUGGUCCAGGGCCGAAAGGAAAAGCUCGUUUCCCGUGUAAUCAUUUGCGAUUACUUGAAGACUUUAGGCAUAGUUCCUGACGAACUGGAAAACCUCGAGCUUCCCUCGACCGUCGAGGUCAUGAGGGAGCGCGUCGAGUUCCUACAGAAGCUAGGCUUGACCAUUGAUGAUAUUAAUGAGUACCCGUUGAUGCUAGGAUGUAGUGUGCGCAAGAACAUUAUCCCUGUGUUGGGUUACUUGGAGAAAAUUGGGAUUCAGAGGUCGAAAUUAGGAGAGUUUGUUAAGAAUUACCCGCAAGUGUUGCACGCAAGCGUGGUUGUUGAGCUCGCGCCGGUUGUCAAGUUCCUUCGUGGGCUUGAUGUGGAGAAGCUGGAUAUUGGGUAUGUGUUGCAGAAAUAUCCUGAGCUUCUCGGGUUUAAGCUCGAGGGGACCAUGAGCACUUCGGUUGCGUAUUUAGUUAGUAUUGGCGUUAGUCCUAGAGAUAUCGGUCCGAUGGUCACGCAAUAUCCUUAUCUUUUGGGGAUGAGAGUUGGGACUAUGAUUAAACCACUUGUAGAUUAUUUGGUGUCUUUGGGUUUGCCGAAGAAGAUUUUGGCUAGGAUGUUGGAGAAGCGGGCUUAUCUACUUGGGUGUGAUCUUGAAGAGACUGUUAAACCAAAUGUGGAAUGUUUGCUUAGUUUUGGGAUUAGGAGGGAAGCACUUGCUUCGGUUAUUGCUCAAUUCCCCCAAAUUCUUGGCCUGCCUCUGAAAGCAAAGUUGUCUUCGCAGCAGUACUUUUUCAAUUUGAAGCUCAAGAUUGAUCCUGAAGGGUUUGCACGAGUGAUAGAGAAAAUGCCACAGAUAGUUAGCCUUCACCAACAUGUGAUUAUGAAACCUGUUGAGUUCCUCUUAGGACGGUUGAUACCCUCUGAGGAUGUGGCCAAGAUGGUUGUCAAAUGUCCCCAAUUAAUUGCAUUGCGGGUUGAGCUAAUGAAGAACAGUUAUUACUUUUUUAAGACUGAGAUGGGGAGACCUAUAAAAGAACUCGUGGAAUUCCCAGAAUAUUUUACUUAUAGCUUGGAGUCCAGGAUUAAACCCAGGUUCCAGAGGUUAAAGAGCAGGGGGAUCAGGUGUUCCUUGAACUGGUUCCUCAACUGUAGUGACCAGAGAUUCGAAGAAAGAUUGCAGGGUGAUUAUAUUGAAACAGAGGGUGUAGGCCCAACAUUCUGUGUGGGUGGAAAGUUGGAGCUACCAGGGAGUGAGAUUGUGUCAGAUGAGGAAGAUGAGAGUGAUGAUGAAGUACUUUACAGACGUACUGUUUGUCUUUAAUGAAUAAAUGAAUCAAGCUCAAAAUGAAUUUGGUAUUCAUAGAGAUUGACUUUUGUUUAUGUUUUUCUUCUUUAAUAUACUUCUUGGUUUCUGUUA
This is a messenger RNA of Alnus glutinosa, 1875 nucleotides long. Its product is annotated as transcription termination factor MTERF4, chloroplastic. NCBI's taxonomy places the organism in Eukaryota, Viridiplantae, Streptophyta, Magnoliopsida, Fagales, Betulaceae. The record is from RefSeq and is a predicted model, not a curated record. Gene Ontology annotation, biological process: regulation of DNA-templated transcription. The transcript has a single exon. Gene Ontology annotation, molecular function: double-stranded DNA binding. The coding region runs from base 247 to 1779 and encodes 510 amino acids.